This is a messenger RNA of Saccoglossus kowalevskii, 420 nucleotides long. RefSeq lists its product as uncharacterized. The record is from RefSeq and is a predicted model, not a curated record. Lineage: Eukaryota; Metazoa; Hemichordata; Enteropneusta; Harrimaniidae.
AUGUUGGAUGCACUUGAAGGGUUCCAUGGAGGUGCAAAAAAUGGAGGAUUGGUUAUCAACAACUUGCGCCUUGCAGAUGAUAUCGACCUAAUAACAGAUAAUGCCAAAGAUCUUGAAGACCUAACAGAAAGGUUAGACAAGACGUCAAGAAGUUACGGUAUGGAAAUCAGUGCUGAAAAGAGUAAAACAAUGGUCACAAUGGUUACAAAUGAUAAGAAUACCCAAACAAUAUCAACAAAGGUAAAUGGUGAACAACUCAAACAAGUACACAGCUUCAAAUAUCUUGGAUCAACAAUCCCAGAAGAUUUUUCCAGCGAAACACAAAUCAAUAACAGAAUUGUAUUAAAUGGCAACCAGUGCCUUGGCACGACUUCAAAAAAUAUGGGUUGCAAAGAAUAUUUCCAUGGCAAACAAGAUUAA